AUGUCAGACGUGGAAACAGUAGGCAAUCUUGUUUGGGACCCUCAUACGAGUAGAAGUGUUAGGCCUCCAUCUGCAGACUACGGACUACCCGAUCUGCUGCCUUCCUUCGCGACACUCACCUCUGACGAGGAACGGGAAAGGAAGGCUCAGUCGUCCAUUCCCGGCACUUAUACUGUUAUAGUAAUGCCGGAGAGCUUCUCUUAUCUUCCUGGACAUGCCGAUGAAAGAUCUGGGGAGCAAUCCAGGAGCUCAACAUCAAGCCCCUUAGUAGAUAGUGGGCAAAGUAGCCAACGGAAUGACAAUCCAGAGGUGAACGAUCCAAAUGUUGUCAUACUCAAGACAUUUCCUGAUGCUAGGAGAUACCUGUGUUCAGACUACAGAGGUUCCACUCGAACGCUGGAGUCUGACCCUCAAGACUCCUCACAUUCAUCUACAGUCUCAGUAUAUUCAGCUGAUUUGAGCGCUCUAGAUGAUUACAACGCACAGGAACAAACCACGCUGACGGAUUAUGAGGCUAUGCUACUCUCACAUUUUCGCAAUGUGAUAUGGCCCAAACUAGUCCCCCAAGGGAUCUGGCCCGACGGUUCACACGGUCCUAGACUGGGAGUCGAAGUUUUGGAACAAGAAGCCAGUAUCUGCCCACCACGACAAUCUUCUAUCGGACGGUUUAUUUCUUACGCAAUUUCUACUGCUCAUACACGAGGAAGCGACCUGCUCCCCUGGCCCGGGUCUUCUCUUUCUUCUAUCGACUCUUGUGGGACCGAUGUCAUCGGAUCGCAUGAGCCUGACAACCCAACAUUACUGUUGCAGCUGUACAGAGACAUGUUCGGGCUAGCUGUCCAAUUAGGGUUAGCUAUUGCGGGCAGGAAGAAGCUGGGCGCAUCUGAUCCAUACGCCCCAAUCAAUCUACAUGAAGACUUGAAGCAACUUUGGGACUCUUCGGAGGUUCGCUUCUGGGCCGAGAAGCAAACGAGGCUGCCAAAACAACUACAAAGCAUUCUCGAGCAGAUGAAUCUACUCUUCCAUACUUCACUUCUCUGUUACUACACCACCAGCCCGUGCCCUGGGCAGAGCAUCGGUUUGGGCGAAAUCCCCGAGCAGAGGGUGCAUCACCACACGACCAUGAUCUUACAACACGCAGAGGCGACGAUCAUGAACAUUCAAGGCAGUCUACCGCACUUCAUCAUCUUCCCUUUAUUCCUGGCGGGGAUUGCGGCGGAGACGAUCGACCUCAAAGUCAAGGCAUGGGAGCUGCUCUCAAACAUCGAGGAAAAUGAGAUCGGAUAUAAUGCGUCUACAACGUGCUAUAUGCUCCAAUUGGUGUAUGAGUGCCAGAUGCAGCGAUCCAGUGGUAAUAGUGGUAGACCAUUCCCAUGGAUUGACUGGGUUGAACUCUUGGCUGAACGUGGCUUUCGUUUAGUCAGUUACGGAUGA
Molecule: messenger RNA, 1434 nt
Organism: Aspergillus oryzae RIB40
Lineage: Eukaryota; Fungi; Ascomycota; Eurotiomycetes; Eurotiales; Aspergillaceae
Exons: 5
Coding region: 1-1434 (477 amino acids)
Source: RefSeq, a predicted model, not a curated record